UUCAGUUUGUUUAGAUUUGUUCUGAUUAUUAUGCACUCAUGCCCUUUGCCUGCUGUAAAUUCCUGGAUCUCUUGUAAGCAUUUUCUUUGAACUGACUUCCUCAUAGAGCAAAUCUUCCCUGCAGAGUACUGUUUGAAGGCAAGAGCACACCACAGAGCCAAAUAUCUGGUUCGCAUUCAGGACACUGAAUUUUCCAAACUGUGUGAACUUGGGGAUGACAAUGAAAUACUUCCUGUAUCUGGCUGCCGCUGUUGGUUUCCUGCCUAUUUUGAUUAUAAGAGCAAAACCAGCUCCAGUUCCAUAUGUUCCAUAUAAUACACUCCUCACUGAAUUGGCAACUGUCCAAGAAGAAAUCGUUACUGUACAUAACACCCUCAGGAGAGGAGUAGUUCCAUCAGCCAGAAACAUGCUGAAGAUGGAUUGGAGUGAAGAAGCUGCACAAAAUGCCAGAAUGUUGUCAAAGCAGUGUGAAUUAAGAGAGAGCAACUCAAUUAAGAGACGAAUUACAAAUACUUUUUGUGGAGAAAAUAUGCAUUUGACAACUUAUCCUAUCUCAUGGUCAAAUGUAAUUAAAAUCUGGUACAAUGAAUCUAAAUAUUUCAAGUACGGGGAAUGGACAUCAACGGAUGAUGACAUAACAUUUGAGCAUUACACUCAGAUUGUUUGGGCCACUUCUUACCUCAUUGGCUGUGGAAUAUCAUCAUGCGACAAAAGAUUGUCAACUCAGUAUCUCUAUGUUUGUCACUAUUGUCAUGAGGGAAAUGAUCCUGCCAAAAGGGAUAAACCUUAUAAUGCAGGAAGUCCAUGUGGGGACUGUCCAAAUGACUGUGAAAAUAAACUUUGCACUAACCCCUGCCUCUACUAUGAUGAAUACAGUAACUGUAAGACACAAAAACGAAGUUUUGGAUGCAGAUCCCAGUCAGUUCAACAGUUCUGCAAAGCCAGUUGCCUCUGUGACAAGGAGAUAAAAUAAUUUUUGUUAUUUGCAACUAUAAUGUGCUGUUGGGGAAAUGUCUGCUGGAUUACAUCUUUUACCUUACUUUGUUUCAGUAGCUUCUGCUAAGUUUCAUUUGGUUUUAAUUACACCUGAGAUCCUAAAUUUUACUAAUCAUAUAUGGGCAUCCAUAGAUUUACAUCAAUGCUGGCCACUUUGACAAUAACCUCUGCUAGAGGAGGGUCUUUUUCCCUGUUAACUCCUUCCCCUGCUUUCCCAUGUCUCCAACCUUCCUGAUGUUGUCUUCCCUGUCCAACUAACAUGCACUGUAAUUCUUUAUUCCAUAACUUUACUUCUAUUUUAAAUUGGUCAUUAAAAUAAUCCACAAAGCAAA
Mirounga angustirostris (Northern elephant seal) is the source of this 1328-nucleotide messenger RNA. RefSeq names its product cysteine rich secretory protein 1 (gene CRISP1). The record is from RefSeq and is a predicted model, not a curated record. The transcript has 8 exons. Gene Ontology annotation, biological process: binding of sperm to zona pellucida. NCBI's taxonomy places the organism in Eukaryota, Metazoa, Chordata, Mammalia, Carnivora, Phocidae. Bases 215 to 973 code for a protein of 252 amino acids. Gene Ontology annotation, cellular component: extracellular region.